UCACAACACCCGAUGCGGCACUGGCAGUGGCCGCACGCCCGCCCCGGCCACCGAUGCCCCGAACUCCAGCAGCGUCAGCUUGCGGUAGAGCGGCCGCGGGAAGGCGUUCUGGUCGUUCUUGUUGGCGUCGAGCCGGGGAGGAGUGAGGCCGUCCGGUGUGAAGUUCUGCCGCCGUCCCGCUCCCGUACAGCCACCCCGUUGUGGUGCGGUCGUCAGGGAAAGCAGUUCAGCGGGCAU
Messenger RNA from Vitrella brassicaformis, 237 nucleotides. Lineage: Eukaryota; Vitrellaceae. The record is from the annotation of a GenBank genome assembly.